This is a messenger RNA of Carlito syrichta (Philippine tarsier), 736 nucleotides long. RefSeq names its product free fatty acid receptor 4 (gene FFAR4). Gene Ontology annotation, biological process: G protein-coupled receptor signaling pathway. Lineage: Eukaryota; Metazoa; Chordata; Mammalia; Primates; Tarsiidae. The transcript has 3 exons. Gene Ontology annotation, cellular component: neuron projection; membrane. Gene Ontology annotation, molecular function: peptide binding; G protein-coupled receptor activity. The coding region runs from base 1 to 543 and encodes 180 amino acids. The record is from RefSeq and is a predicted model, not a curated record.
AUGAAUGGUGCCAUGGAAGAUACUGAAAUUCUGAUCUGCACCCUGGUUUGGCCCACCAUUGCUGGAGAAAUCUCAUGGGAUGUAUCUUUCGUGACUUUGAACUUCUUGGUGCCAGGACUGGUCAUUGUGAUCAGUUACUCCAAAAUUUUACAGAUCACCAAGGCGUCGAGAAGGAGGCUGACGGUGAACCUGGCCUACUCGGAGAGCCACCAGCUCCGCGUGUCCCAGCAGGACUUCCGGCUCUUCCGCACGCUCUUCCUGCUCAUGGUGUCCUUCUUCAUCAUGUGGAGCCCCAUCAUCAUCACCAUCCUCCUCAUCCUGGUCCAGAACUUCCGGCAGGACCUGGUCAUCUGGCCGUCCCUCUUCUUCUGGGUGGUGGCCUUCACGUUCGCCAACUCGGCUCUGAACCCCAUCCUCUACAACAUGGCGCUGCUGAGAAAUGAGUGGAGGAAGAUCUUCGCCUGCUUCUUGUUCACAGAGAAGGGGGUCGUGUUGACAGACACGUCCAUCCGAAGAAAUGACUUGUCCGUGAUUUCCAGCUAAUGUGUCUGUCUCUGUGGGUGGCACCUGUCCCUCUCUGGGGAGCCAUGGCGCACGUUUAAAGGGCGUUCACUUCCAGGACCCUCCAGCCAUGUGCCCUGAUUUAGAAAAUGUUACCUGUGCUGACACCCAUUUACAGCGCCGGCCCACUAAGGGAUAAUCAAACGGGAUCGUAGCGUUUUCCCUUCAUAAAAAG